Messenger RNA from Selaginella moellendorffii, 1800 nucleotides. Its product is annotated as pentatricopeptide repeat-containing protein At4g02750-like. Gene Ontology annotation, molecular function: protein binding; RNA binding. The coding region runs from base 1 to 1800 and encodes 599 amino acids. Gene Ontology annotation, biological process: RNA modification. The transcript has a single exon. Gene Ontology annotation, cellular component: intracellular membrane-bounded organelle. Lineage: Eukaryota; Viridiplantae; Streptophyta; Lycopodiopsida; Selaginellales; Selaginellaceae. The record is from RefSeq and is a predicted model, not a curated record.
AUGAGGCUUGUGGAGGCUGAUUAUGCUUUGAAGUUGAAAGCUUGUAACCAUCUGUCAGAUGGACGGCAAUUGCACUGGGAGCUCGCAAGGAAGGGCCUGGACAGCCAAAAGUUUCUGGGCAACCACAUCAUCCAAAUGUUUGGGCGGCUGGGAAGCCUGGACGAAGCGAGAGCAGCGUUUGAGAGGUUGCGCUGGAGAAACGUUUUCUCGUGGACAAUCAUGGUGGCACUUCUUGCCCAAAACGGGUAUCUUAACGAGGCCGGGAAAUGGUUCUGGAAAAUGCCAGAGCACAGCGCGGUUUCCUCCAAUGCGGUCAUGGUUGCAUUAGCGGAUUCUGAAAACAUUGCCGAGUCAAGAGAAAUGUUUGAUAAAAUGGCCCAGCGCGAUGUUGCGUCUUGGAACUCUAUGGUCUCUGCAUAUGCCCAGUCCGGGGAUUGUCUUGAAGCAAGCAGAUUCUUUACAAGAAUGCCUGUCGUCAACGUGGUGUCGUGGACGGCUUUUCUUUCCGGGCUCUCCCAAACUGGCCAGCUCCAGGAAGCAAAGUUUCUAUUCGACAAAAUGCCCGAGAGAAACAUCGUGUCGUGGAAUGCUCUAAUCACGGCAAAUGCCCAGGCUGGGGAUGUUCGAGCAGCGCGGGCACUCUUCGAUCGCAUUCCAGCCCGAGACUCGGUGUCGUGGAACUCGAUCUUUCCCGCCUACACGCGCACUGGAAUGCUCGAGGAGGCCAGGAGGCUGUUCCAGAGCGUCCCUUGUCCGAACUCCAUCACUUGGACGAGCAUGCUGUUCGGGUAUGCCGAAGCCGGAAACAUCGAUCAAGCCAGGAAGAUCUUCCUCGCGAUGGACCGAGACGCGGGAUCCUGGAACGCGCUGAUCGCUGCAUACGGCCAGGGAAACGAUCUGGGGAGCGCGAGGCUAGUGUUUGAAAAAAUGGCACAGUGGAACAUCCGGUCAUGGACGAGCAUGUUUCUGGCGUGUUCGCAGAUGGCGCACUUCGAGGAGACGAGGAGGAUCUUCGACGGCAUGCCGGAGCGCGACCUGGUGUCGUGGAACGCGAUGCUCACGUGCUACACGCGGAGCGAGCGGCCGAUCGAGGCGCUGGAGCUGUUCAAGCUCAUGAUCAUCGAGGGAGUUCGUCCCAACGGGAUAACUUUCCUGUGCCUGAUCGAUGCGUGCUCGCAGGCCUCGGCGCUCACUCCCGGAAUGCUCAUCGACGAGGAGAUUGGAGGAAGCCGGGGGAGUGUCGAGCUUGGAAACUCCUUCAUCUCAAUGUAUGCCAAGUGUGGCAGCUUCGAGAACGCAAAGAGGCACUUUGAUGCCAUGGAGGAGCGCGACUCGGUGUCGUGGACCGCGAUGAUCACCGCCGACGUCCAAAGCGGUAACCGGGAGCGCGCCCUCCAGCUCUUCGUGGAGAUGAUCCACCAAGGAGUCGAUCCACACGACGUGACGUUCCUGGGGGUUCUCUCGGUGUGUGCUUACGAGGGGCUACUCGAGCGGGGAUGGGAGCUCUGGACGUCCAUGGCUGUGGACUUUGGGAUCGCAGCAAAGGCGGAGCACUACGCGUGGCUUGUCAAUCUCCUGGCUCGAUCUGGGCGAUUGGUGGCGGCCGAGGAGCUUAUCGAUAGCAUGCCAUACCACCCGGAUCAUCCCACCUGGGGAGCGCUGCUUGGAGCUUGCUCGCUUGGUGGGAUGAAAACCGAGGGAGCUUGGAGAGCUGCGAGCUUGAUCUCCGAGAUGACCCCCGGUAGCUCCUCACCUUACAUCUCGCUCGCGAAGAUCUGUGCCUCUAGCGAUGAUCUAUGA